AUGUAUCAUGCUCUGCCGUUCCUCAAGAAUCGUCUGGACGGCCUCGAAGAAAGCGAUGAAACAUACGAUCUUCGUUUUGAGCUUAAUGCUGGUAUAUCGUUCAUUUAUGAGCAUUGGGAUCACGUCAUAGGAGAUCUCCAGUUAACUCCUAAGGGCUUCAUAAAGUUUGAUACGCUCUGGACUUUAUUCUUCCCUGGUUGCCUCCUAUACGGACUUGACGAACUCAGCGAACCUCGAUGUUAUCGUCUCCUUUCUUUCGAGUAUAAAACGGUGCAUGGUGUGACGCUGUUCAUCCUUGAAGUUGACCAUUUGGAUCAUGAUGGAGAGCGAAUAGGGUAUAGAACAAGGAGCCAGUCUAUUAUAUUAUUCAAGUCGUCCAAGCCUAUCCGAGGGUUACCGCUAUAUCCUCUUAGCCUGCAUCCCGAUCGCGACGAGGUGCGAAAGCAAUUGCUUUUACGCGCUCAAAAGACAUUGCGUCUCAAAGGACGACAUAUACAGAACUACUAUGGCCAUGCCCUCGAAGGCCGUUCAGCCUCCCUGAAGUUCAACUCAAAUGGGCGCGUGAUGAUCGAUCCUGUGCUUUACGACAAAAUACAUCCAAGUCGUUACAAGACACCGAUUAAAGCGCAGGACCAUCAUGGGGAGUCUUCCGAGUUCUUGGAAGAAGACAACCUAAAUGAGGACCAGAAAUUGACCAUGAGUUCAAUGGUGUAUGGCUAUUGUCUACGCAAUAAAACAUGGGGAGCUUUUGCGGUCUCUCGACUUUCUGAUGUCACAUGGGAUACUUCUAUCCUCGAUUCUGUUGAGAUUGACCCCACAAAGAAGUCUUUCCUCCAAACCGUAAUUGAAAGUCAUGUCGCUCUAAGGGAUGACUCAUUCGAUGAUAUUGUCCGGGACAAAGGCAAGGGUCUCGUUGGGCUUCUCUGUGGCCCUCCUGGUGUGGGAAAGACCUUGACCGCAGAGGCCGUUGCUGAAGUGGCGAAACGGCCUCUCCUAGUCGUAAGCUCCGGCCAGAUGGGCUCUAGUGUAGGUGAAGUGGAAAAGUGUCUGAAGGCUGAGAUUGAGCUUGCCGAGGCCUGGAAAGCUGUGCUUUUGUUGGAUGAAGCUGAUGUGUUCAUGGCUGAGAGAGAUGACGAGCAUAUUGAGCGAAAUGCCAUCACAUCAGUGUUCCUGCGAGAGCUCGAGUACUACCGCGGCAUUAUCUUGCUCACGACUAACCGUCUCAGAAGCAUCGACAGUGCCUUUCAAAGUCGUAUUCACUUUUGUUUCCACUACGAUGAUCUCGAUGUGACGGCAAAAGCUCUAGUAUGGAAGACCUUUUUGGCCAAGGCAGGCGCAUCAGAAGGCGUUAGAGUCGAUAUCACCGACGAACAGAGACAUAUUCUGGCUGCUGAAUAUGACUUCAACGGCCGCCAGAUAAAAAACAUUGUCAACAUCGCACGUCUUUAUGCACUGCAGAAGAAGCAGCCGAUCACCUUGGAGCUCGUUCAGAUGGCAGCAGGCUUUUCACAAUUUACAACCCAGACAAAGAAGCGAAAGAGAGCGGUAGAGGACGAACAGCUGUCCACAAAACGUCAGAAGGAUGGAGAUUUCUCAUUUUAA
Messenger RNA from Trichoderma harzianum CBS 226.95, 1602 nucleotides. RefSeq lists its product as hypothetical. The coding region runs from base 1 to 1602 and encodes 533 amino acids. Lineage: Eukaryota; Fungi; Ascomycota; Sordariomycetes; Hypocreales; Hypocreaceae. The record is from RefSeq and is a predicted model, not a curated record. Gene Ontology annotation, molecular function: ATP hydrolysis activity; ATP binding. The transcript has 3 exons.